AUAGUAGUCGGCCAGAUCGUAGCCGGGCGUGACGACGACGGACUUGCAAUUCGUUUUAAUUGCAAACUUUCGUUUUUGUUUGUUAUUCAUUUGUCGGCUUGUUUGUGGCUGUGAUUGUUGUUGCCAAUUGUUAAGAAGCGUGUGGGAGUGUUAAAUUGUUUGUGUCACCUCGCAUUAUGUGCGCCAAGUUGCAUUUAAUAUUGUUGUUGUUGUUGCCGCUGUUCGUUGGCCUUUCGCAGGCUGGCGUCUUCGUCCGACAAAGGGAGCGCCAGCAGAAACAAGCGGGGCGAGCGGAUGGAGAGAAAACGCCUUGGGAGCUGCGAGAGGCGAUAUACGGCGCGUCGGGCCAGAUCGGAUUCAAUGGCACUUGGAUAUCAGAUAAUGAAUUCUAUUAUACGGCAACCGAUAAAUCCAUUCACAAGUACAAUGCGGCCAGCAAGACGGAUAGCAUUUUCGUUGGAGCCGGCUUUCUGAAUAAAUAUACGGGUGCCACAUUCACACUCUCCCCGGAUAAUACGAAAAUACUUGUGCGCUACAAUUUGACACUAGGGUUCCGUCAUUCGUAUAUAGCCCAGUACGAUAUUUACGACAUCGCCAAAGAUACGGCCAUUAAUGUGCAUAAUGGCGAGAAGUUGCAGUAUUGUGGUUGGGCUCCGAACCAGGGACGCUUGGCCUAUGUGUACGAGAACAAUGUUUACGUACACUUUGAGGAGAAUCAGGAGGUUGCCAUCACGAACGAUGGCGUUACGGGCGUUGUGUAUAAUGGUGUGCCCGAUUGGGUGUACGAGGAGGAGGUUCUGGGCAGUGGCAGCGCCUUGUGGUGGUCCCCUGAUGGCUCGAAGCUGGCAGUUGGCUUUUUCAAUGACACCAAUGUGGAGACCUUUAAGUAUUUCCUCUACGGCGAUACCGAUGAUGAUUUCCAACAAUAUCCCACAGAGUUAGAUCUCAAGUAUCCCAAAACGGGCACACCCAAUCCCGUCGUGAGUUUGAAAGUGUUCGACUUCGACAACGAACAGAACAUUACCUCGAUUCAACUGAGCGCACCUGUGAGCAUUGUGAGUCUGGAUCACAUACUCCAGAAUGUUGUCUGGUCGAAUAAUACGUAUAUGCUCAUCACCUGGUUGAAUAGACGCCAAAAUCUGGGAAGUUUGCAGAGCUGCAGCUACCAGGGUGUUUGCAGCGAAGUCAAGCGAUUGGAGGAGCCCGAUGGCUGGAUCGGCAUUAGCACGCCAAAGUGCCUGAGCAAUGGUCUGAACUGCAUCUUCGCCAAUUGGAUAGACAACUGGUUUCAGGUGUGGAACUUGGAUCUGCAAACUGGUCAAAACAUUUGGCAGUCACGCGGCAACUUUACAGUCAUCAAUGUCUACGGCUAUGAUGAGGCCAAUCAGAAACUGUUCUAUCAAGCGACGCAACCUGGUGAUCCAUCGGUCAGACACGUUUACAGCAACGAUGACUGUCUCAGCUGUAAACUCAUUGAUGCUGAUGGCGCGGCCUGUCGUAUGGCCUCGGCUAGUUUCAGCAAAGACUACUCCUACUACACCAUUCUCUGCAGUGGUCCCAAUCCCACGUAUUCCCGCAUUUAUAGUGCUUCUACUCAGGCGUUGGUGAGCGACUGGGAACCCAACACAGCCUAUCGCGUGAAGCUGGAGGCAAAACUGCGGCCCAGCUAUCGUUUCCUGAACGUCACUCUGGCCGAUGGUAGCAUCGGUUAUGCCAAACUUGCUCUGCCACCCAAUUUCGAUGAGUCCAAGAAAUAUCCACUACUUGUACUCGUGUAUGGUGGACCGAAUUCGGUGCGCGUGGACAAUAGCUUUUUGGUGGGCUUCGAAGCUUUUAUGACGACCACGCGUGAGGUCAUCUAUGCAUAUAUUGAUGGACGUGGAACUGGCCAGAAGGGCAAAAAGUUGCUCUUCACUGUGAACAAUGAUCUGGGCGAUCACGAGGUGGAGGAUCAAAUCUUUGUCACCGAAUGGAUGCAGAACAAUCUCACGUUUAUCGAUCCUAACCGCACCGCCAUUUGGGGCUGGAGUUAUGGCGGAUAUAUGACCGCUAAAACCAUAGAACAAGAUGAUAAGCACGUCUUCCAGUGUGGUGUUUCUGUGGCGCCCGUUACAUCAUGGUUGUUUUAUGAUACCAUCUAUACGGAGCGCUAUAUGGGUCUGCCCACCGUGGAUGAUAAUCUGAAGAACUAUAACAUUAGCAGCGUGUUUAAUCGCCUGCAAAACUUUAGGACACACGACUAUCUGCUCAUUCAUGGAUCUGGCGACGAUAAUGUCCACUAUCAGAACUCGUUGGUCUUUUCGAAGCUACUCCAGCAUGCGGACAUACAAUUCGAGGAACAGACCUAUACCGAUGAGAAUCACAGUAUUGGCAACGCAGCUCCUCAUCUGUACCUAACCAUUGAUGAUUUCUUGAAUAGGUGCCUAAAAAUAAAUGUCAACUCCUGAAGGACGUAAUUCUGUCAAUUAAAGACUUUUUCAUAGUUUUCGUUUAUCAAAAAGACUAAAUAUUAUGUUUUUCUUGUAAAUAAAUGCGUAUUUUCUUUUA
Molecule: messenger RNA, 2547 nt
Organism: Scaptodrosophila lebanonensis
Lineage: Eukaryota; Metazoa; Arthropoda; Insecta; Diptera; Drosophilidae
Product: venom dipeptidyl peptidase 4
Exons: 6
Coding region: 177-2447 (756 amino acids)
Biological process (GO): proteolysis
Molecular function (GO): serine-type peptidase activity; dipeptidyl-peptidase activity
Source: RefSeq, a predicted model, not a curated record